UUCCCACCAGGCCAUUCAACAACUGAUCACCUUCAUGUAGAUGGAAGUUUCAUGGGGUCAAACUAAUCACAAAAUCCUGGCUUUAUAUGAUCUAUACUGCAUAUAUAAAUGGCAUUCCAAAGCUAAUUAUUAUAUAUGUUUAAAGAUAUAGCUAAUUAACUAGCUAGCUACCAUCAAUGGCAAUGUACAACAAUAUUAUUGUUUUAUACCUGCUAUUCUGUGUAAUAUCAUUUGAAGGUGGUCUUGGUGUGAGGAUUAACAAGGAGGAUCAAGAGCUCUUCAUGAGGUCAACUAGUGUUAGCCAAGCUCCAGCUCCAUCAGCCAUUGUUCCGCCUGCUCCUGCACCAGGUUCAACAGGAGGCACUUGCAAAACUAGAGUGGAGAUUUUUGGCUAUCCAUGUGAAGAACACACUGUGACAACUGAAGAUGGUUAUAUACUAAGCAUUCAGAGAAUUCCAAAUGGCCGAUCUGGCUCUAACUCCGGAGCAGCAAAGACUCCUGUUUUGCUGCAACAUGGACUCAUGAUGGAUGGAACUACAUGGCUGAUGAAUUCAGCAGAUGAAUCACUCGGCUACAUUCUUGCAGACAAUGGAUAUGAUGUGUGGAUUGCUAACUCUCGCGGCACCAUUUACAGUCUUGGUCACACCUCCCUCUCUGCUGCUGAUCCUGAGUAUUGGAACUGGUCAUGGGAUGAACUCACUGCAUAUGAUCUUCCUGCCACCUUUGAAUAUGUUUAUAAUCAGACAGGCCAGCAACAACUACAUUAUGUUGGUCAUUCUUUGGGAACCUUGAUUGCCAUGACAUCCUUCUGCCAAGGAAAUCUGGUGAACAUGUUGAAAUCUGCUGCACUUCUUGGCCCCGUCGCUUACAUGGAUCAAGUGGACUCUCCUCUCGCACGUGGUGCCGCUGAUUCAUUCAUUGCUGAUGCUAUUUAUUGGUUAGGCCUUGACCAGUUUGAUCCAAAUGGAGAAGCAGUGCACAACCUUCUCGCAAAGCUCUGCAAAGAACCUCAUGUGAACUGCUUUGAUCUGUUGACAUCCUUCACAGGUCCAAACUGCUGCCUCAACUCCUCAGCUGUAGAAGUUUUCCUGGAUCAUGAACCACAAUCCACGGCAACCAAGAACAUGGUUCAUUUAUCUCAAAUGAUCCGCAGAGGUACAGUGACUAAAUAUGACUAUGAUGAUGCAACGGAGAACAUGGAACACUAUGGACAAAGUAGCCCACCGGCUUACAACAUAUCAGGGAUGGCAAGUGAUAUUCCUCUCUUGUUUGGGUAUGGAGGGCAGGACCAAUUGGCUGACGUUAAGGACGUGGAGCACUUGUUGCAGGCCAUACAACCCCAUGAUCAAGACAAGUUGACUAUUCACUAUCUUGCUAAGUAUUCACACGCUGACUUGGUCAUGGCUGUCAACGCCAAGCAAGACCUCUAUGAUCCUAUUUUGGACUUCUUCCAUCUCCACUCUUAGAUCCAUUAUAUAUAUAUAUAUAUAUAUAUCAUGUUUCUUUUGUAUAAAUGUUUAUAUUUCAUCUUUGCAAUGCUGUUGAUUUGGACUGUGUUUCGAGGAAAACAAUGUACUA
This is a messenger RNA of Dioscorea cayenensis subsp. rotundata (Guinea yam), 1578 nucleotides long. RefSeq names its product triacylglycerol lipase 2-like. The record is from RefSeq and is a predicted model, not a curated record. Lineage: Eukaryota; Viridiplantae; Streptophyta; Magnoliopsida; Dioscoreales; Dioscoreaceae. Gene Ontology annotation, molecular function: hydrolase activity, acting on ester bonds. Gene Ontology annotation, biological process: lipid metabolic process.